CCGAUGGAGAAAAAACUAAUCGACAUUUUUGAAAUGCAUUUUAGUUAGGGCGAGACAAAAUUGUCUGCUCAAAUAUAACAGGUCGAAUUGUUUGCGCGAGAGAAAAUUAAUCGCAGCUGAUAUCUGACUUUUUUUUGAAGGGGCGAGAAUAGGAAAUGAACAAUCUUACAAGUUCCUCUUUCUCGUGCUUCACGUAAUUGUAUGAAGAUUGUUGUCUUUAAAAAAAAAAGCAGCGUUGUAUAAGCGCGCUUAAGAAUCGCACGCUUUCCCAAACGUACACUAUUGCUCCGAGCUGACAUAUGACGUGGUUAUAUCCGUUUCUUCCCCGUAAGGACCUCUGUUCCUAUGAAACGCAAGUGUUAAAAAAAAAAGCAUUAGAAUUGAACCACUCCAAUCUAACGACACGGGAUGUAUUCAAUCGUGGAAUAUAAAGGUUUAAAGUCGGGUUAUCAUUGUGGAUAUUGUAAUCUGGAAGAUGGAAAGGCGUCCACGGGUAUGUGGGCUCACACUAUGACUGUUCAAGACUAUCAAGAUCUAAUUGACCGAGGUUGGAGGAGGAGUGGCAUGUACGUUUAUAAGCCUGCAAUGAAUCGAACAUGUUGCCCGCAGUAUACAAUAAGAUGUCAUAUUUUGGACUUCAAGCUUGCAAAGUCCUCAAAGAAAGUAUUAAAAAAAAUGACACGGUUUCUCACCAAAGGAGAAGGAGCAAAAGGUAUUGUUGAACCUAUGGAAUCCUUCAAUGAAGAUAUUGGAAUUGGUCACGUACCUUCACCAUGUACCUCAGAAGUUAACAGAGAACUGGAGAAACCUUUGAAAAUUGUGAGCCUUGAAGAAGUACCCACAUCUACUGAAGUACAUGAGAAACCUCAGAAAGACCCUGCUGGAGAUAAUGGGGAUCCAGGUCAAAAACACACCUCUGCAGAGGCUAAUGCAACCACUGAAUCAGUGUAUAGUAAUCCUAAACCAGGCAGAGGACCCGAUCCAGAUAAACCACCAUGCCGCAAAGCAAAAGAUCUUCGGAGAGAGAGAAAAUUGAAAAAGCUGCUUCAGAAACAGCAACAAAUAGGAAUGGCCGAUGUCUCCCAGCACCAAGAAGCCACUUGUGAAACCCCCAAAGCAUUACUCUUGCAGCAUCGAGACCCACAAGGAAAUCAACCAAAAUCAUUGGAAGAACUUACUUCUGAAUCUUUAUCUCCAGAUGCAGUGCAUCAAUUAGAGGUGAGGCUAGUGAGGUCAUCUCCACCAAAUUCCCAGUUCAGAGCAACUUUUCAGGAGUCUUACCAGGUCUAUAAACGGUACCAGAUGGCUAUCCACAAGGACCCCCCUGAUAAACCAACUGAACAGCAGGUGAAACUAGUGCCAGUUUCCCUCGAUGAUCCAGCUUUCAAUGAAUCCUUUAACCAAUCAGCAACUCUGUACUCCAAGUAUCAGAUGGCUGUGCACCACGAUUCACCUGAUGAAUGUAGUGCAUCAGAGUAUACACGAUUCCUUUGUCAGUCUCCACUCCAGGCAGAGAAUCCACCUGAUGGUCCUGAUUUGGGUUAUGGAUCAUUUCAUCAACAGUACUGGUUGGAUGGAAAGAUUAUUGCAGUUGGAGUAAUCGAUAUUCUUCCUCGUGGUGUCUCCUCUGUGUACCUUUAUUACGAUCCAGAUUAUGCAUUCUUAUCAUUGGGUGUUUAUUCUGCAGUCAGGGAAAUUGCUUUUACCACUGAGCUGCAGAAGACAGUCCCUGAUAUCUGUUGUUACUACAUGGGCUUCUACAUACAUUCAUGUCCGAAGAUGAAGUAUAAGGGCCAGUACCAUCCAUCCGAAUUAUUAUGUCCCGAGACUUAUAACUGGGUGCCCAUUGAGAAGUGUAGGGCAAAGUUAGACCAAUCUAAAUAUAGUCGGCUACAUGAAAAUCCAAAUUCAGAAGAUGAAAACCGUCUCCAAAACCUGAAUAAAGUUCUGAUACUGUACAGGAAUACAAUGAUGCCUUAUAACAUCUAUCGGAGACGGCAGAAGAGAGCUAAUGAUGAAGCUGUAGUACAGCAAUAUGCAAACCUGGUUGGACAGACCUGUGCAGAACGGAUGGUGCUUUAUCGAAAUUAAUCUUUUUAAUGUUAAAUAUGUACAAUUAAAAUAACAUGUCAUACUGAGUAUAAAAAUACAUAGCAUGUUAAACAUAGUUUGCACACAAAAGUGUCUUACACAACAUUUGCUUGGAUAUAUCAUCCUCAAGUGUUUUCCAAGCCAGAACAGGUCAUUUCAAUUUGCUGGAGGUAAAUACAUAUACUUCACUAUAGACAUAACGUUGUCUGAAGAAAGAUCCUGACCUGAACCGUCACCUAUCCAUGUUAUCCAGAGAUGCUGCUUAACCCACUGAGUUACUCUAGCAUUUUGCAUCUUUGAAUUGGGUUGGGAAUUUCACAUUAAUCAGAGGCCCUGUAGGUAUUGUGGUCUGCUAGAAUGUUGCUGUAGAAAACGUUGUUUAAAUGUUUAAAAUAGACACAAAAUGCUGGAGUAACUCAGCAGGAUAGGCAAUAACUGGAUAGAAGGAAUGGUGACAUUUCGGGUCGAGACUUUUCUUUGGACUGAAGAAAGUCUAAAGAAGGGUCUCGACCCAAAAUGUCACCUAUUCCUUCUAUCCAAUGAUGCUGUCCCACUGAAUUACUCCAGCAUUUUGUGUCUACCUUCAAUGUAAACCAGCAUCUCUGGAGAGAAGGAAUGGGUGACGUUUCGGGUCGAGACCCUUCUUCAGACUAAUGUCAGGGGAGGGGGCGGGACAAAGAUGAGUUCCUUCCUACAUAUUGUUUAAAUGUUUUUUUUAAUAUUCUGCUGAAUGGAAGCUGUACAUAAAUCCACGGCCUCUCUGCCAGGUCAGAAAACAGGAAAUAAUGGAUAUGCUUUUAUUAUAUUAGCUCAAAUAGAAAAGUGAUGCAUUGAGAAUUUUCGUGACCUUUGCAAAGAAGAAUUCAAUUUUUGCUCCAAAGUGUGUUUGGAAAGAUUAAAAUUUGGGAAAAGAUGUUUUAUAAAAUGAUCGAGUAAUGGUGUUGAAAACUGAUGAAUUGGGAAGGAGAAUACAGACCUAACCACUGAUCAAACAAUGUACAAAGAAAUCUGGGUCAAUGGUUACAAUAUGUAUGGGUAACAUCAUUAUAGACGCAUUGUGUUCACCUGACAAUUCCAAAUAAAUGCAAAUGCUUCUCUGUGA
This is a messenger RNA of Leucoraja erinaceus (little skate), 3193 nucleotides long. Its product is annotated as arginyl-tRNA--protein transferase 1. Gene Ontology annotation, molecular function: arginyl-tRNA--protein transferase activity. Gene Ontology annotation, cellular component: cytoplasm. The transcript is spliced from 13 exons. Gene Ontology annotation, biological process: protein arginylation. The record is from RefSeq and is a predicted model, not a curated record. NCBI's taxonomy places the organism in Eukaryota, Metazoa, Chordata, Chondrichthyes, Rajiformes, Rajidae. The coding region runs from base 409 to 2091 and encodes 560 amino acids.